AUGCUGUCUCAGUUGCUUUGGCACCCAGCCGUAGUCUUAGCGGGCCUCUUCGUCGUCUGGUUCGUCGUGUCCCUCCUCAGACGACCUCGUCUUCCCAACACUCCCAUCGUCGGAUCUCGCAAGGGCGACUGGUUUCCGCUAUUGCAAGCGCAAUGUCGCAACACAAGAGACUUCAAAACAGCAUUGGAGCUGGCCUACGCGGAAGCCCGUCUCAUCCUGGUGCCUGUUGCCGGCGAGGGCGACAUCUUUAUUCUGCCGCUUGCAGACAUCAAAUUCAUCACCGAUCAGCCGGACUCCGUGCUCGGGUUCAGCGAACGCGCGUUCGAGAUAUUUCAGAUCGACUACACGUUCCCGGACCCCACGAUACCGCGCGUGCCGCUGCAUGAGACCCUGUUCAGGAUGAAGCUGACGCCCCAGAUUGGCAGUCUGGUGCCAGACCUGGCUGAUGAAGCCGCCUGGGCCUUCGACACGCAUUGGGGGAGUGCAACCACUGACGACGGGUGGCAUGAGGUUCGGGAGCGUGGCCAACCGCGCGUUGUCGGCCUGCCAUUCUGUCGAGAUCCCGAACAGGUGAACAACGGCAUGGCGUUCGCCAUCGAUAUCCCACUGACCUCUACCCUGAUCAAGUUGGUCUGGAAGCCGUUGCGCCCACUCCUGGCCCCCCUGAUCACCAUUCCCAACCGUCUUCACACGCGCCGAUUCCGGAAGAUCCUGAUUUCGGAAAUUGACCGUCGCCUCCGAGACUAUGACAAGCACCAACGCGACCCCGAGGACAACAAGACUCUCGCCGAGGCGCAGCCCAACGAUUCCUGCAGUGGUCGAUCCAGGAAGCCAAAGCCGCCGGCAACCCUUACAUUCAUCCAAAGCCGAGUGUCUGACGAGAUCCACGACGAGAUCGUCUCCGUGCUCUCCGCGCACGGCGGCGCUUGGAACAAGCGCGCCCUCGGCCAGCUCGAGAAGCUGGACUCGGCGAUCCGGGAGAGCGCGCGCCUGAGCUCGAUCGUGCCGAUCGGGCUCGGGCGCACGGUCGUCGCGAGGGACGGCGUGAUGACGCCCAGCGGCGUGCACCUGUCCCGGGGCACAAAAACUUCUGUGGCCGCGUAUUGCAUCAUGCGAGAUGAGACGGCCUACCCCGGGGCCGAGACGUUCACGCCCUUCCGGUUCUCCGACCAGCGGAAUGGCAAUAGCACCCAACGCGGUCCGAAGACUGAUGACGACGACGACGACGACGACGACGACGACGACCAGAAGAAGGCUGACCAUGUACGCCGCGCGCGCAUGGCCCUGCCGACUACGAAUCCCGACUUCUUGGUCUUUGGCUAUGGGAGACACGCCUGUCCGGGCAGGUUCUUCGCCGCCGCGGAGCUGAAGCUGAUCCUGGCUCAUGCCCUCCUCAGCUACGAGUUUGGGAUUCUGCCACGGAAGCCUGAGGGCUCGUGGGUUGGCAUCACGAGGAUCCCGCCGUUGCAGGCUACUAUCAGGAUAAGGAAGCGGGUACAGGCCUGA
Molecule: messenger RNA, 1506 nt
Organism: Anthostomella pinea
Lineage: Eukaryota; Fungi; Ascomycota; Sordariomycetes; Xylariales; Xylariaceae
Source: the annotation of a GenBank genome assembly